Messenger RNA from Trichomycterus rosablanca, 1204 nucleotides. RefSeq lists its product as uncharacterized. The transcript is spliced from 4 exons. Lineage: Eukaryota; Metazoa; Chordata; Actinopteri; Siluriformes; Trichomycteridae. The record is from RefSeq and is a predicted model, not a curated record. Bases 125 to 679 code for a protein of 184 amino acids.
CCUAGCAACACUGUUAAUCGUCGCGGAAGAAUGCUUUAUUCGACAGCCUAUAGUUGGGCAACCACAGUAUGGACAAACGGCUCGUUCAAACCAUAACGGUUUCGAACCCGAAGAUGUCAAGAUUAUGGUGCGGUAUGUUGGCAAAGCUGAUCUUGACCAUCGCUUUAGUGAAUUUGGAGAAACAUUUGAAAAGCAGCAGAAAAACUUUGAGAGCAUGAAGGAGAAACGACAAAAUCUGAUGGACAGCUAUCACUGUUCUCCUGAUGACAGCCUUUCUAAGUGUCUGCAGAAGAUUAAAGAAGAACACUACAUACACCAAGUGCAACUGCAAAUGAAGGGCUAUGACUUCAGUUUGACUGUGACACCAGACGAUAAUGUGCCUGACAAGCUGAAGCAGACUCAGGAGAACAUCAAGGAGCUGUGCCAAGCUGUCAAAGCCAUCAUGGCGGUGGGUCCAAAGCUUGAGGCGAUGACCAGCUGGCUUUUAAAGGAACAAAAUAGGCUGACCGUAGAGGUGAAGGAAGAGGCGAAGACAUACCAGGAUGCCGUACGCCUUGGAGACAACCUAAAAGGGAAUCUGCAAGUAGUAUCACAAGCUAAACAACUUAGUCCACUUUACAGGAAACAAGCUACCAAAAUCUGUAAAGAAGUGGCAGAGCUGUCUGGUUGUAAUCCAUAAAUCACUUUAUCAGGACCGGAGUGUGAACUAUGUGGAACUUGACCUUAUUUAAAGGGAAACAUAUUAAUGUGUGGUUGUUUUUUUUCUUUUAAAGCAGAAAAGUUGGCAUUUAAAACAUAUUACUUUACUUACACAGUAGGCAUCGUUGAGGAUGUGAGAGAUCUCCAAGCCAGGACAAGAUAGGUUUUCUUUAUCUCAGGUGAGAGAUUUAUCAUUUAUAUAGCGAUUUUUAUUGUGUUUGAACAGUGUUUUUGUUUUUAAUGGCCUUAUUUACAUUGUGUUAUUUACUUUAAGCAACAGUAUCGGAUCGGAUUACAUGUCUUUUUCCUUCCAAUAUCGAUCCAGUGAUUUGGGACAAUAUCGGACCAAUACAGAGUACCAGAACGGUGCCAGCCCUACUUAAUAUGUAAAACCUUUCCAACUAAUGCCAAUUUUUUAAAAAUAACUAAACCAGGUGCAAUUUAUAUACAAGCAUUUUAAAACUUUAUUUGCAUUAAUAUUUAGAUUUCUUUUUCCUUUUUUAAU